Sinocyclocheilus rhinocerous is the source of this 3373-nucleotide messenger RNA. RefSeq names its product leucine-rich repeat and fibronectin type-III domain-containing protein 2-like. The transcript is spliced from 5 exons. Gene Ontology annotation, cellular component: postsynaptic density membrane; cell surface. The coding region runs from base 196 to 2115 and encodes 639 amino acids. NCBI's taxonomy places the organism in Eukaryota, Metazoa, Chordata, Actinopteri, Cypriniformes, Cyprinidae. Gene Ontology annotation, molecular function: protein binding. The record is from RefSeq and is a predicted model, not a curated record.
CGGAGUGCUGGAAGAGAAGUUACCUUGCCCCAGUUCUCCGAGAGCACAGGGAGAGAGACAGACAUCUCUGAUUGUUUGUUGCCAGUAGGGAGACGGGAAGGUGUUAGCCUGCUGUGUGAGAGCGUUUGAAAUCAAGGCUGCGAGAAGGAACCAUAUGGCACAAAAUACAAUAUAGGUCCCUGCUUGUGAUUUACCAUGGCCAAAGUGCUCUGCAGCCUCCUUCUCCUGGGAAGCGCAGUGAUGAUGACCACAGCCUGCCCUAAAUAUUGUGUUUGUCAGAACCUAUCAGAGUCCUUGGGCACACUGUGCCCAUCCAAAGGUCUGCUGUUCGUGCCCUCUGACAUUGACAGAAGAACCGUGGAGUUACGCCUGGGAGGAAACUACAUUAUCAAAAUUACCCAGCAGGACUUCACCAACAUGACGGGCCUUGUGGACCUCACACUGUCACGAAACACCAUCAGCUUCAUCCAGCCCUUCUCCUUUGUGGAUCUUGAAACCUUGCGUUCGCUGCACCUGGACAGUAACCGGUUGACAGAGCUGGGCCCAGAUGUCCUGCGAGGCUUAGUGAACUUACAACACCUCAUCCUAAACAACAACCAACUGACUCGUAUCUCCAAAGAAGCUUUCGAUGACCUGCUGCUCACCUUGGAGGACCUAGACCUCUCCUACAACAACCUGCGAGGCAUACCCUGGGAGGCCAUUCGGAAAAUGCUCAACCUACACCAGCUGAGUCUGGACCACAACCUCAUCAGCCACAUCGCUGAAGGCACUUUUAUUGAUCUAGAAAAGCUGGCAAGGCUGGAUCUUACAUCAAACCGUCUCCAGAAGCUUCCGCCAGAUCCCAUCUUUGCUCGGUCACAGAUCAGCAGCGUUCUUAGUACACCGUUUGCCCCGGUCUUGUCUCUCAGCUUUGGCGGGAAUCCUCUUCACUGUAACUGUGAGAUUCUUUGGUUGCGCCGUUUAGAACGGGAGGACGAUAUGGAAACAUGCGCCUCCCCUCCUAGUCUGAAAGGUCGCUACUUCUGGUAUGUGCGAGAGGAAGAGUUUGUGUGUGAACCACCGUUAAUUACCCAACAUACCCAUAAGCUUUUGGUCCUGGAGGGACAGACGGCCAGUUUACGCUGCAAGGCAUCUACAUCCACAGCAAGGAUGAUUCCGGUGAUCAGCAGAUCCUUCUUGGUCAACAACCUGAUGCCAGGAAUGCAGUAUGAUCUAUGCGUGUUGGCCAUCUGGGAAGACACCACUACCACACUCACUGCGACGAACAUAGUGGGUUGUGUGCAGUUUGAGACACGUGACGAGUAUCCCCGCUGCCAGUCACUGCACAGUCAGUUUUUAGGAGGAACCAUGAUCUUGGUGAUUGGUGGAGUGAUCGUAGUCACUUUGUUGGUCUUUAUCGUCAUCCUUAUGGUACGCUAUAAAGUAAACAGUGGAUUGCAGGUUGCAAAGUUGGUGACGGUGAGCAAUACCUACUCCCAGACCAAUGGGAGACCACAGGCUACACAGCGACUAAACAACGGCGCUCCUACACCACAGGCUCCAAAGACUGUAGUGGUGAUGCGAGAUGAAGUGGUGGAGUUUAAGUGUGGCUCCUUGCAGAGUAGCAUCUCGUCCUCUUCAUCCUCCUCGGCUGACUCCCUUGGAAGUGAGAAAGUUGAGUCUUACAAUCGACAUGUGGAUUCUAACACCUUGCCCAACAGGUGGAAGCAGUCGUCAACUAAGGCACGACCAAACCUGGAUAACCUGCUUGGGGCAUUUGCUUCUCUGGACCUGAGGGUUCCCGCAAGAGAUCCGGUAGGAGCAUCUUCUUCAGGGACCAUGGCGAUGGGCAUGAGACCGCCCACUGACAAGGAGCCUCUGCUAGGCCAGGGAGAGUCCAAGCUUGGGAAGCUUGUAAUGCUGCCAUCAGAGAACAAGCCCAAGCGCAGCCACUCGUUUGACAUGGGCGACUUUGGUGCUUCACAGUGCCUUAGUUACCCACGACGCAUCAGCAACAUUUGGACUAAGAGGAGUCUCUCGGUCAACGGUAUGCUCCUGCAGUGCGACGAGAGCGAGGGGGAAGGGGAUAAGGCACCGUUUGAUAGCUCUGAGUGGGUUAUGGAGAGUACAGUCUGACAGGGAUAUUGGAUUAGCUCUGCCAAAAAAGAACAAAAAACAACCCAUUCUCCGAACUCGUCUGGUGAAAAGGAUAUGAACUUGCUGCAUCAUAUGACGUCAAGAAGGACUCAAAUGGCUGUAAUGAAAAGACACCUCAGCAGUGGCCAUGACUGUGUAAUGCAUGAUUUUUCCAUGUCAAUAUUGUCCUUCUUAUCAUUUGAUCACAAAGAAGUUCAAAGGUUUGUGUCCGAGCUAGGCAAGCAGUCGAGGCCAGGGCUGGUCCUGUUUAUUAAGAGCUGGACGAAGGAUAUCUCCAGUUGCCUUCAAAUAUUAAAGCAGAUAUGAAUAAAUACCCAAGAACAAGGGAUAUGGGGGUAUCUCAGAAAAGCAGGGGGAAUAAAAGAGAGAAUUUAUCCGACUGUGCACUGCAGUUUGCCAAGAGGAUUUUCUUCAGCUAAGUGGAUGUGCAUCACAUUGGACCAAAUGUUCCCAUGAGACAGAACUACAUAAUUUAGCAGGUGAAAUGAAAAAAAAAAAAGAAAUGCAAAUGUAAUGAAUUUUUGUAGGUUCUUUUUCUUUUGUUGUCGUUUUUACUUUUUUAAGUUAAUUCUAGUGUUGUCCCCCUGCAUUUUUCCUGAACAACUGAAGAAUACAGUAUAGCCUGUCAUACAUAUUUUACACUGAGGAGAAAUACAAAUCUAAAGUACAGGAAGAUUUCGUUGUCAUAAUCAAAUCUGCAAACCUAAUCUGCUAAUUGUCUAUGAUGUUUAUUGACAUUAUGUGCCUCUUUUUCAGUUUAUCAGUGCAUCUGUCACAUUUGUUUUUAGUUUCAGAGUUUGAAAGCUGACUGUCGUCUGAUCAGAUCGCUGCAAAUUUCCUUUAGUACUGAUACAGCACAGUACAAGUCAGUCUGUCUGAGGUACAUAUUAUUUAUACAAAGCGAUAUUUACUACAUAUUACAUACCCAACCAAUACGUUGCAUACCCAACCAAGAAGAGACUCUGUUCGAUGUCCCCUUUGUCUACCCUUUUUAAAAAGUAGAAAAAAAAAGUAAAAAAAUGGUAUAUACCAACAUGAUUUAGACAUGGUACCUCUGUAAUGCCACACUAUUCUUUAAAGUACCAUGCUAUAUGACUAUGUGAAUAAUUGAUUAAAUUACAUUUUGCAAGCAUAUUCCAAGGGUAUGAUUAUACCCUUGGAAUAUGCUUUCAAAAUAAUGUUUGAUUAUGAUUUCCUGAUUUUCCAUGAUGGUAAUUACCUCAAUGAUCAUUUUCUA